AUGCCCGGGUCGCUGAGCAAUGAAGACGAGGCGCAGGACGACAUGGAUUUUGACGACGAGAUGCCAGAUGAGGAGGACGUGCGCACGGCGCUGCCCCUGGCGUCCAUCGGCAGCUUCUUCUCAGACGAUGACGACUCCCUCAAGCAGCAGAAAAAGAAGAAGAGCAAGAAAAUGAAGGAGGAAAAGGUAGCCAAAGUCAAGAAGCGGAAAAAGGAGGGAGGCAUCCAUGUGAGCGUGGAUAGCGAUCAGGACCGAGUGUCCGAGGCGGACGAAGAGGUGGAGCAUCCCGAGCGGGGCUCCGGGAGCGAGAGCAGCAUGUUCGGACCCACCAAGAAGAAGAAGAAAAAACCCAGGGAGAAGAAAGAGAGGAAGCCCAGGAAGAAGAAGCGGGACGAGGAGGAUGACGAUGAUGACGAGGAUGAUGGGAACAUGAAGGAGCCGAAAUCCUCCAGCCAGUUAAUGCACGAAUGGGGCUUGGAGGACGUCCAGUACGGCUUCACCGAGGACGACUACAAGACCAUCACCAACUAUAAAGCAUUCAGCCAGUUCCUCAGGCCUCUCAUUGCCAAGAAGAACCCUAAGAUCCCCAUGUCCAAGAUGAUGACUGUCCUGGGGGCAAAGUGGCGCGAGUUCAGCGCCAACAACCCAUUCAAGGGGGCAUCGGCCACCGCUGUGGCCGCCGCCGUAGCCGCCGCUGUGGAAACGGUGACCGUGGCGCCCCCAGCCUCUGUCACUCAAUUGAGCGGUCAGCUCGGGCCCGUCAAAAAAGCCAAAACCAAAGAGGGAAAAGGGCCCGGUGCUCGAAAGAGAAGCAAGAGCGCAAAAGACGGCAAGAAGAAAGUGAAACCGAAGAAGACCAAAUCCAAGUCGGGCCAAAGCGGGAAGAAAAAGAAAGCAUCCUCGAGCGACGAAGACUUCCUGGACGAGUCGGACUUCGACGACAUCAGCAUCCUCAGUGCCUCGGUGCUUUGUGACGCCUCGGGGGCUGCCGUCGCUGCCAAGAAAAAGGCUAGACGCGGCCGCAAAAAGAGAAAAAAGGAGGACGGCGACGGCUACGAGACGGACCACCAGGACUACUGCGAGGUGUGUCAGCAGGGCGGCGAGAUCAUCCUGUGCGACACCUGUCCGCGAGCGUACCACCUGGUGUGCCUAGAACCCGAGCUGGAGAAGGCCCCCGAGGGUAAAUGGAGCUGUCCACACUGUGAGAAGGAGGGCAUCCAGUGGGAAGCCAAAGACGAGGAAGACGAGGAGGAGGAGGAGGCGGCAGGCGAGGAAGAGGACGACCACAUGGAGUUUUGCCGAGUUUGCAAGGACGGCGGCGAGUUGCUGUGUUGCGACGCUUGCCCGUCUUCUUACCACAUCCACUGCCUCAACCCGCCACUGCCCGAGAUACCCAACGGGGAAUGGCUAUGUCCACGCUGUAUGUGCCCACCCCUAAAAGGCAAAGUGCAAAAAAUAAUGCACUGGACGUGGGGUGAGGCACCACUCCCAGCCGAGAUGCCACCAGGCGUGGACGGGCAGCCGCCCGUGGACCCCCUGAGCAAGCCGCCCCUUAAGGGCCACCCCGAGAGAGAGUUCUUGGUCAAGUGGGCCGGACUGUCCUACUGGCAUUGCUCCUGGGUCAGCGAGCUGCAGUUGGAACUGUACCACACGGUGAUGUACCGCAACUACCAGCGUAAGAACGACAUGGACGAGCCACCGCCGUACGACUACGGCUCGGGUGAGGAGGAGCUCAACAGUGACAAGCGCAAGAGCAAAGACCCACAGUACGCCGCCAUGGAGGAGCGCUUCUACAGAUACGGCAUCAAACCCGAGUGGAUGGUCAUCCAUCGCGUGCUUAACCACAGCUUUGACAAAGAUGGUGACGUGCACUAUCUGAUCAAGUGGAGGGACCUCCCAUACGACCAGUGCACAUGGGAGGUGGAUGAAUUCGACGUCCCUGAAUACAACAGCCAUAAAGCGGCCUACUGGGACCACAGGGAGCAAAUCUUAGGGGAGGACCAGCGCCCCGCGGUGGUGUCAAAAGGAACUCAGCGGAAAGACGAGCACUCAAAGCGAGAGACCCCACCAGACGCCCCCAUCAUCGAUCCGACCAUCAAGUUCGAACACCAGCCGUGGUACAUCAACGCCACGGGAGGCACGCUGCACCCGUACCAGCUGGAGGGUCUCAACUGGUUGCGCUUCUCGUGGGCGCAGGGCACCGACACCAUCUUGGCUGAUGAGAUGGGCCUGGGCAAGACGGUGCAGACCAUCGUCUUCCUCUACUCGCUCUACAAAGAGGGUCACUCCAAGGGUCCCUUUCUGGUGAGCGCACCCCUGUCGACCAUCAUUAACUGGGAACGUGAGUUUGAGAUGUGGGCCCCUGACUUCUACGUGGUGACCUACACGGGAGACAAGGACAGUCGCGCCAUCAUCCGGGAGAACGAGUUCACCUAUGAGGAUAGUGCCGUCAAGUUGGGACGCAAAGCCUUUCGCAUGAAGAAAGAUACGCCCAUCAAGUUCCAUGUUCUGCUGACAUCCUAUGAGCUGAUCACCAUCGAUCAAGCCAUUUUGGGAUCCAUCACAUGGGCUUGCCUAGUGGUGGACGAAGCCCACAGGCUGAAGAACAACCAGUCAAAGUUUUUCAGGAUUCUCAAUGGAUACAAAAUCUACUACAAGCUGUUGCUCACCGGAACGCCGCUUCAGAACAACCUUGAGGAGCUAUUCCAUCUACUCAACUUUCUCACACCAGAUCGAUUCAAUAACUUGGAAGGCUUUCUGGAGGAGUUUGCCGACAUAUCCAAGGAAGACCAGAUCAAGAAGCUCCACGACCUGCUGGGCCCGCACAUGCUCAGGAGGCUCAAGGCUGACGUCUUCAAGAACAUGCCCGCCAAGACGGAGCUCAUCGUACGAGUGGAACUCAGUCCCAUGCAGAAGAAAUACUACAAGUUCAUCUUGACGCGAAACUUUGAGGCUCUAAACUCCAAAGGAGGUGGCAACCAAGUGUCCCUACUCAACAUCAUGAUGGACUUGAAGAAGUGCUGCAACCACCCUUAUCUUUUCCCUGUUGCCGCUGUGGAGGCUCCUGUCUUGCCCAACGGCUCGUAUGACGGCAACCAGCUGGUGAAGUCGUCGGGAAAACUGACGCUGCUGCAGAAGAUGCUGAAGAAGCUCAAAGACGAAGGCCACAGGGUACUCAUUUUUUCACAGAUGACAAAGAUGUUGGAUCUCCUAGAGGACUUUCUAGAGUUUGAGGGUUAUAAAUACGAGCGCAUCGACGGCGGUAUCACCGGAGGUCUGAGGCAAGAGGCCAUUGACCGCUUCAAUGCACCAGGUGCUCAGCAGUUCUGCUUCCUACUUUCAACCCGGGCCGGUGGUCUGGGAAUCAAUCUAGCCAGCGCUGACACUGUCAUCAUCUACGACUCUGACUGGAAUCCUCACAAUGACAUCCAAGCUUUUAGCAGAGCGCACCGCAUCGGGCAGAACAGGAAGGUGAUGAUUUACCGCUUUGUGACGCGAGGAUCGGUGGAGGAGAGGAUUACUCAAGUGGCCAAGAGGAAGAUGAUGCUGACCCACUUGGUGGUGCGGCCCGGCCUGGGUUCCAAGACGGGUUCCAUGUCCAAGCAGGAGCUGGACGACAUCCUCAAGUUCGGGACGGAGGAGCUGUUCAAGGACGAGAUGGAGGCCGCUCGCAACAUGGGGGGCGACACCAAAGACGGCGAGGAAGGCAACGUGAUCCACUACGACGACGACGCCAUCUCCAAACUGCUUGACCGUAGCCAAGACGCUACCGAGGACACAGAGAUCCAGAACAUGAACGAGUACCUCAGCUCCUUCAAGGUGGCCCAGUAUGUGGUCAAAGAGGAGGAUGGAGAGGAGGAAGUGGAGCGAGAAAUCAUCAAGCAGGAGGAGAACGUAGACCCGGACUACUGGGAGAAGCUCCUGCGUCAUCACUACGAGCAGCAGCAGGAAGAUCUGGCGCGCAACCUGGGCAAGGGCAAGCGCAUCCGGAAACAAGUCAACUACAACGACACCACCCAAGAGGACCAAGAGUGGCAGGAUGAUGUUUCAGACAACCAGUCGGAGUACUCAGUGGGGUCCGAGGACGAGGACGAAGACUUCGAGGAGCGGCCGGAAGGUGGGCGUCGACACUCUCGCCGUCAUCUGAGGAACGACAAAGAUAAGCCCUUGCCCCCCCUGCUGGCCAGAGUCGGCGGUAGCAUCGAGGUGCUUGGCUUCAACGCCAGGCAGAGGAAAGCCUUCUUGAAUGCCAUCAUGCGGUGGGGCAUGCCUCCUCAGGAUGCCUUCACCUCCCACUGGAUAGUGCGAGACCUCAGGGGAAAGAGUGAGCGAGAGUUCAGAGCCUACGUGUCUCUGUUCAUGAGACAUCUGUGCGAACCGGGCGCCGACGGGGCCGAGACGUUCGCGGACGGCGUCCCACGUGAAGGCCUGUCGCGACAGCACGUGCUCACCAGAAUCGGGGUCAUGUCUUUGGUCAGAAAAAAGGUACAAGAGUUCGAGCAUGUAAAUGGAAAGCUGAGCUCGCCAGACUUGAUCCCCAUCGGUAUGGAGCUAAAGAAGCUGACCGAUAGCGUAUCGUCAGACCCCAACACCCCGCUGCAGGCCAGCCCGGUUGCCACACAGCCCGGGACACCAAACCCACCAGAGAGGACGGAGGGUCCAGCUGAGGACAAAGACACAGCUGAGCAAGACGGCAAGAAACAAUCAGAACAGGAAGUGAGUCAAAACCGACAGGCAGAACCGACGAUUCCCCGUGAAGACGAGGAGGAGGAGCCUCAUCGACAAGAGGAAAAGGAAGCAGCCGAUGGCAACGAGAGCAAGACGGCUUCCGAGGAGAAAACGGGAGGAGACGACAAGGGGGAAAAAACGGACGAGAGGGCGACCAAUCAGGACUCGCCGAAAAGCGAGAGUCAGCCCAAAGAGCCUGAGAAGACUUCAGAGGGACGAGAUGGAGAUGAGAAGGGGAGCAAAACAGGGAAAGGCGACGAUGAUGUUAAAAGCGAGGACACCCCUUCUGCUGCUGUCCCGGACGCUCGACUAAACGGCGACAAAGACCCACCUGAAGAUGUGGACGACACCAAAAAGGAGGAGAAGAUCGGAUUCAAAACCAAGUUCAUGUUCAACAUCGCUGAUGGCGGCUUCACAGAGUUACACACACUUUGGCAGACGGAAGAGCGAGCGGCGCUGUCGUCCGGCAAGAUGGCGGAGAUCUGGCAUCGUCGCCACGACUACUGGCUGCUGGCGGGGAUUGUCACACACGGCUACGCGCGCUGGCAGGACAUCCAAAACGACCCACGUUACGCCAUCCUCAACGAGCCCUUUAAGACGGAGAUACACAAAGGCAACUAUUUGGAGAUGAAGAAUAAGUUCCUCGCUAGACGGUUCAAGUUACUGGAACAGGCGCUGGUAAUCGAGGAGCAGCUCCGGCGCGCGGCCUACCUCAACAUGAGUCAGGAUCCCGGGCACCCCGCCAUGGCGCUCAACACCCGCUUCACUGAGGUGGAGUGCCUGGCCGAGUCCCACCAGCACCUCUCCAAAGAAUCACUCGGCGGCAACAAGCCCGCCAACGCCGUUCUGCAUAAAGUGCUGAACCAGUUGGAGGAGCUCCUCAGCGACAUGAAAGCCGACGUGACGCGGCUCCCCAACAUGCUGUCACGAAUCCCGCCCGUGUCGGCUCGCUUGCAAAUGUCCGAGCGCAGCAUUCUGAGCCGUCUCACCAGUCGGGGUGGCGAACCUCCGCCGCAGCAGACUUUCAGCCAAGGGGGAUUCACCUGCUCCCAGAUGUACGGAAGCACAUUUGGGGGUGCGUUCAGGGGACCCGGGGGGCAGCCCAUGGUCAAUUACAGUCAGAUGCCUCUGGGGCCGUACGUCAGUGUUUCAAACGGUCCGCCCAGCAGCCACCUAGACAAGAAGACGUUCGAGUCCCUGCGAGACGCGGCCACGCCCGACCUCAAGUCCGGAAAGGCGAGCGAUGUCAUCUGCAUCGAGGACUGA
Messenger RNA from Nerophis lumbriciformis (worm pipefish), 5994 nucleotides. Lineage: Eukaryota; Metazoa; Chordata; Actinopteri; Syngnathiformes; Syngnathidae. The record is from RefSeq and is a predicted model, not a curated record.